UGGUUUAUUCCUGUUGAAUGUUUUCCAAGUAAAGAUUGAUUUACUGCUUCCAAUGAAUAGAAUCGAAAUGAGCACACUUCAAGAAAUUUUGAUUUUAUGUUAUCUUUUCUUCAAUUUUACUCAAGUUUUAUCAUCUGGAAUAGAGCUUAAAAACUUUUAUCCUUACGGAAUUGAUAAUGGAGAUACGCUUGUACCAACCAAUGAUGACGGAAGCUCCGGUCGUGUUGACAUCUCAUCUCCUUUUCCUUUCUUCGACCAAAAUCACAACUCCUUGUUUGUAAAUACGAACGGAGCCAUAUCCUUCAUUCGGCAAGUUUCACAAUUUACACCAGAUCCUUUUCCACUUGACAAUAAUCGCCGUUUGAUCGCACCAUUCUGGGCAGAUGUUGACACAAGACGAGGAGGCAAUGUUUCCUACAGAGAGAGUAAUGAUUUCUCUAUUCGAGCUCGUGUAUCAGAUGAAAUUCGAAGAUAUUUUGUUCGUCAGCGAGCAUUUUUUGCUUCGUGGGUUUUUGUUGCAACAUGGUCAAACGUGGGACAUUUUGGUAGUUUUUCAAAGUUGCAGAAUACUUUUCAAACAAUAUUGGCAACAAAUGGAAUCAGCUCUUUUGCAAUAUUUUACUACAACAAAAUUGAAUGGACCUAUGGAACAGCCAGCCGUAAUACUGAAGCCCAGGCUGGUUUUAACGCAGGUGAUGGUAUUCGAUACUUCAACAUCCCAAAUUCUAGAACGCCUGCCAUUAUUAACAUUACCUCAACAUCAAACUAUAAUAAGCCGGGCUUCUGGAUAUUUCAAGUGGAUGGAGAGACUGUUCAAAAUCAGGGAUGCACAAUGAGUGGAGAUUUAGUGCUCUCACCAAGGUCAGGAAAUGAGUUAGGAGGAACUGAAGUAUACAUUGGUGGACCAUGUUUUGAUGCUAAACAGGUUAUUGUUUGUCGAUUCAACAAAACUAUUGAGACCGGUGGUGAAUACGUGAGUCCAGAGUUAGCAACUUGUAUAACACCAUCGUUUUACGUUGUUGGACGUAUCCCAGUGGAGUUGUCGUUAGAUGGUGGAGCAACAUACAACUUUACUGGAACGUUUAGAUCAAUUUCAUUAGGAAGAAUAAAACCAGACAUCCAAGGGCUUGAAGUAAAGCAUUGGGCUAAUUCUUCCAAAACGAUUUUGACUUGGAAUAAAUACGCAAUCAACGCAUCUCACAUAAAUAUUGAAAUUUUUCAAUUUGAUGAUGUGGAGCAUCGUCUUAAGCAAGACGUUCUAGCUACCUUUCAACAUGUACCUAAUUCAGGCAGAUAUCAACUUGAUUUUAGUGAGAAAAGUAUUGCUGCCAAAUCAAGAAACAAUACGACAAAAAGAAAUUUGAAUGACAGACCAUCCAUCGCCAUUGUUAGCAUCACAGCUUCUGUUGUUCGACAAAAAAGAUUUUUUAAAUUUCUUGGCAAACUAUUCAAACGACUUUUUAGUCCUAUUUUUAUGUUGCAUGUGGUUGGAGAAAUUUACUGCAGAACCUGGCAUGCUUUACAAGAUGCAAAUAAAAUUGCAAGAUUACAAAAUGAGUUACCCGCAUGCCCCAGAAGCUUACAGCAAGCAAGAGCAGAUGAGCAAUUUUUAGAAGACAAAGGAGUGAAAAUAAUUUUAAGUAAAUUUUUUCACCCAGGGAGUGAGUCUUGUUUUCGCUCUCGAAAUCCCAGUCCAUCAGGAGCUGGUCAGCAGUGUUGUUAUGAUUCUUUAAAUCGAUUAAUAGUGGGGCCUCCUGGUGGAGGAUCACUUGAUGUUGUAUCGCCAGAUAAAAGUACAUUCAGUCAUUUUUUACAAGAUGUCGUGCCCUGGAUCGCUUGUUGUAAACUAUCACUUUUUGAUAAUUGUGCAAAAUACUAUCAAAGACGGCCCUCAGACGAUGGAUCCAGAUAUUUAGCUCCUCCUAUUGCUGAUACUAGAGGAGAUCCACAUUUGUCUACGUUUGAUGGAACGUUUUACACAUUCAAUGGAUACGGCGAGUAUAUUCUACUAAAUAUCGAGAAUGGUGAAGAACUAAAAUUUCAGGGAAGAAUGACAUCAAUAUUGAAUUCACGUGGUGCUAGUACAAGAGCUACAGCGUUGACAGCACUGGCAAUAAAAAACGCGGAAAGUGAUGUUGUGCAGGUUGAGUACAACAGCCGACGAUCAAUUGUUGCAUUUGUCAAUGGAGGAAAGGUGGAAUUUGAUGAGCAAAGAAGACUUGAUUUCAGCAACGUUUUCAUGAUUAAACACAAUCGAACAGAAAUCGGAAUUUACUUUUCUUCUGGAGUUUCUGUUGAAAUAAAAUCAAUAGAAACUUUUUUAACCUACCAGAUUGCAAUCCCAACAACUUUUAAAGGAAAAACGUCUGGCCUUCUUGGAUUUUGGGAUGGAAGCAAAGAGCGAGAAUUUUGUUGCCAAAUGGAAGUUUCAUUCAAACAAAUACAAAUUAUCGAACGCUUCAUUACGAAUUUGGUCAAAAUGGAUUGUUCAGCGAAACAAAAGUCUUUUUACAUACCAUGGUGGGAAAAGUUACGAGUCUUUUGUUGAUUAUGGAUUUACUCCUGUCUUCUUGGAUGAAACAAACUUGCAUUUCUCCAACCUAAGAUUGGAGAGGGAGGCAAACUCUGUUUGUGGCAAAAAUAAGGAAUGCUUGUUUGACGUUGCUGUUACUGGAAAAGUGAAUAUCGGUAAGGCAACUUUGGAAUCGCUCAGUGAACUCGAAAAAAGAAGAAAUCAAUCAAAAGUGGUCUUAGAUCCUGUUAUAUUUGGUUGUGACGGUGUACAGAAUAGUGGAAAAACUCCAGAUUUUUGUGGUGUUUGUGGAGGCAACAACGCAACAUGUACGGAUUGUGAUGGUCAUAUACGCUUGGGUUUUGUUAACAAUGAAUCAUGUGAAGAAGGAAAAUCUUUGAUGUUUUAUCUUCUUGCUGUUGGACUUCCAGUUCUUGGUGGACUUUUAUUUUUGGCAAUUUUUGGUUUAUAUUGUAUAUGCAGCAGAAAGAAUUCUAAGAAGUCUGAUGCUAGCAACAAGUCUACUGUAUCUAGUCACAGUAAUAAUGCAUAUCAGUAAUAAGUUUCAUUCUUAUAGUGUUUAUCAGCAGCCUUGAUAUGCUUAUUCUCGUCUUAUUGGUUUAAGAAUAUACAUUCUGCAGUCAAUAUUUUCUUUUGUUGAACAGCACUUUUAAAUAAUUAUACAUUUUAGUCAAUACUUAUUAAGUAAAAACUUCCUUCGUUGAUUAUUAAUUUUGUAACCACCAGUAAACAUUACGUAAUAUGUAAUUUCAUGUUUAUUCUUAACUUAAUGUAUCACAGAAUAUUUAAAUAGCUUUAGAAUUCAUCUGCAUUAAUAAUCCUUCACAUUUUGCUAUAUAUCAUUAAAAAACAUGCCUUAACGUAA
This is a messenger RNA of Xenia sp. Carnegie-2017, 3398 nucleotides long. Its product is annotated as sushi domain-containing protein 2-like. The record is from RefSeq and is a predicted model, not a curated record. The coding region runs from base 53 to 2548 and encodes 831 amino acids. NCBI's taxonomy places the organism in Eukaryota, Metazoa, Cnidaria, Anthozoa, Malacalcyonacea, Xeniidae. The transcript has 15 exons. Gene Ontology annotation, biological process: cell-matrix adhesion.